AUGAGUGGGUUAACUAGUUCACUCAACACAGAGCUCCUAGCUCUUGCUGGUGAAUCUAAACGUAGAAACCCAGAAAUCAAAGAAGCUGCAGAAAGAUCGGUUAAAAUUUUGAAGACACUCAAGCCUGGGGUGGAUUUGCCGCAAGAACUAGCAAAAAAUGCUGAUUUUUUGCGUCCAUUUCUGCUUGCUUGCGAAACGAAACAUGUUAAAUUGAUUACUAUAUCUAUAGGCUGUCUUCAUAAAUUAAUAUCUCAUCGCGCUGUUCCUGAGUCUUCUGUAAAAACAAUUCUCAAGACCCUUAAUGACGUUUUAUCGCAAAGCGUUGAAAUUCAGCUAAAGAUUUUGCAGACCAUCCCUCCAUUAUUGAGUAAUUAUAAAGCGUUGCACGGAGAUCUUCUUGCUGAGGCUUUACUAAUUUGUUUUCGACUCCAAGAUUCAAAAGUUUUGGUUGUCAAUAAUACUGCUGCUGCUACUUUGCGCCAGUUGGUGAUCAAUAUUUUUGAAAAAGUUCAAGAGGAAGAUGAAAUAAACGAUAAAAAUGGAUCAAUACAACCAACAUCGACUGUAAUAUCUAUUAGGGGAAAAGGCAACAUUCCACUUCGCCCUUGUGCUAGAGAUGCUUAUAAUCUCUUUCAAGAUCUAUGCUUAUUGACUAAUUUUGAGCAACCAAUGUUUCUUAGAUUACAUGGUUUAUCAAGGACAUUUGGCUUGGAAUUGAUAGAGUCUGUAUUGACAAAUCAUUCGAAAUUAUUUAAACCGCAUCAAGAAUUUGUGUAUUUACUUCAGGAGCGCGUUUGCCCUUUAAUUAAUAAAAGUUUUGCUGAUAAAAGCGACUUUCCGACAACCAUGCGACUAAUGCGAGUUGUAUAUAUAUUACUUAAGCAAUUCAGUGAUAUUUUGGUGACUGAGUGUGAAAUAUUCCUUGCUAUGUUUGUUAAGAACAUUGAACCUGACAAUAUAUAUUGGCAGCGGGUUAUUUCAAUGGAAAUAUUUCGCGGAAUUUGUUCUGAUAGUGCACUUUUACGUUCAAUUUACCGCUGGUAUGAUGGACAAGGGCAUUUCGCUAAUGUGUUUAGAGAUAUGAUAAAUGCUUUUGGCAGAUUGGCUACAGAGAAGCCUCAGCUAAUUGGACAUUUGUAUCAGGGUAGAGAAAGCAUGGAUAUGGCAGGAAUGGCUGGUGUGGUAAUGGGAGGAGUUGGACAAGUUGAUUCUCCCGGGCUUAGUAUUGUAAAUUCUGUAAUGAAAAUCCAAUGUAUUGAUCAAUUAGAUAAAACUGACCCACCACAAAUACCGGAAACAUAUCUUUAUUAUCUUGCUUUUGUAUGCCUUAAUUCUAUUGCUGAUGGUCUACACAACUUUGUAUCGUCAAUUUUUGCCGACGUUAUACAGAAACAGCAGCAUGAUGAAUCACAGCAUAUUUCCACUACACAACAGCAAUCAAUAUUUGGAAAUACUACAUUACAACAUCUCAAAUCACAUCCCAAAUAUGAAGAAGUUUUGCUCGUUGCAGAUAUGGCAAAUACUGCAUGGCCUGGGUUACUUGCGGCACAAUCAUUUUUCCUUACAGCGAAUAUUGAUGAAGAGUUGUUUCAGGGUGUUUUACGCGCAUAUCAAAACUUUACCAUCGUAUGUGGUGUUCUUCGGCUUUCAACACCGUGUGAUGCCUUUUUGACGAGCCUAUGUAAAGGUGCCGUUCCUCCUAGUGUAAUCGCUGCAUAUGUUGCAGAAAGCAAAGCAGCUCAUAAUAGUGGAAGUGCAACUGGUUCCGGUUAUGAUGGUACGGUAAUGGUUACAUUAUCUGAUAGAAAUUUAUCUUGUCUCAAAAUACUAUUGAACAUUGCACAGUAUCUUGGUGGAGUCUUGGAUGAUUCUUGGUAUUUGGUGCUGGAAACAUUACAAUUAGCAGAUUUUAUAAUAUUUCCUAAACAUGCCAGAGGUGGUUCUAGGGGUACCCGUAGAGUUGGUACGCAACUUUCCGCGUCUGUUUCAACAUCAUCUUUAUCUUCUCCACAAACUGCUGGCAGUAGUUCAUCAUCACUCGCUCAAUCUGCGUCAACAGCUCCAGUGAAAAGACCUUAUUCAGGAAUUAUGAAUUUUUCAGUUCAAACGCCUGUGCAGUCUUCUCAAACUGGGUCGUCUGUAGCUAAUUCAGUCCCUCAACAAACAGCUAUGGAAAAUGAUUUAAAUAUCUUGUUGGUACAAAUAAGAAAAUUAUUUGACAACUGCAAACUUCUUGAUGAUUCUGCUAUACAAUUUUUUACUAGUGCGUUAUGUAAGUUAAAUGCUUACACCUAUGGCGUUCCUUUGGCUAGUGAGCUCUCCGAAAAUGGUCAAGGAGCAACAUUUGUGGAAGGUAAAACACCGAAAACUUCACCAUUAAGUAAUCUGCGUGGAAAUAAAAGUGAUGAGAAGUCCUUUGCUAUUGACAAGCUGCGUACCGUUGCACUCUCAAAUAUACAUCGCCUUAUCGCACGAGAACCUGCACUCAUUUGGGAUCUAAUUGUAUCUAAUUUAAUAACGACUGCAAAUUAUAUAUCGACUCCACAACAAGUUCGUAUGCAAGCUUGUGAAGCCUUGUCAGAUAUUAUUAUUACAUCUAUGAGCUACACGAGUUCAGCGCAGAUGGGAAAUGAUGAACGUAUUCAAAUGCAAUUACUUACUUCGUUAAGUCAUUUAGUGAAUGAUCCAGAAAGAGCAACUCGGGGUUAUAGUAAAGGAUUUUAUGUAGAAGUUCAAAAAAUGGGAUUGGAAACCUUGAACAAAUUAUUACAAACAUCUGGACAUUCAUUUGCGUUCGGGUGGGGUAUGAUUUUUGAUAUGAUAAAAAGUGUAUGUACAAUAAAUGUCUCUGGUGAAAUAGGAGACGAUGAAGGUGAUACUGUAAGUGUGGAGAGUGUUAGCAUAAUUGAUGGAUCAUUUGGUGUAUCCAACUCUAAAUCUUCUGGAUUGGUUCGUGUAGCAUUUCCCUCUCUACAAUUAAUAUGCACGGAUUUCUUAUCAUUAUUAUCUCCUGAAUGUUUAAAACAAUGUAUUAAUACGCUGGGAGCGUAUGGUCUGCAAAUGGACGAUUUAAAUAUUAGUUUAUCAGCUAUUGGGCUUUUGUGGAAUGUUUCUGAUUUUAUACAAACUAAACGUGCGGACCUUGAAAAUUCACCUGACAAACAUGAUGAAGAUGUCAAAGCCAUAACAAAAAAUGCUGUUAUUGAACAAGAGAUCGAACGAAUCAUUAAAGGUGAUUUGACAUCUCAUACAAUGAAUGCGCUUUGGAUGUUAUUAUUGAUACAACUUUCGAGAAUCUGUUCUGAUUCUCGCCCAGAAGUCCGUAAUGGGGCCAAUCAAACUUUAUUCCGCACCAUUGACAUGAACGGUUCAGUGCUAGACAUUCAAACUUGGCAUACAUGUAUUUGGCAAGUAUUGUUUCCGUUACUAAAUUCGGUUAAACUUGUUUCAGAAAAAGUUGUUAAAGUUAUGCAACAACAACAACAAAAUCCGAAUUCUGAAAAACUUACAUCUCAAAAGGAAUUUAAUGGUUUUAUGGUUCAUCACUCAAGAAAUACUGUUGACAAGCAAUGGGAUGAAACUAAAGUAUUGGUUCUGACUGGAAUGUCUGGAAUAUUUAAAAAUUUUGUACCAAUAUUGGUGGAUUUAGAUGAUUUUAAACAAGUGUGGGGAUUGUUUCUUUCACAUUUGCAAGAUUAUUGUUUACACUCUAGCAAUGAAGUUGCGAUUGCAGCUGUUAAAUCUUUUCAUACAAUUAUUCAAUUUCCUAAAGAUGAGUCACAUACUGAUCAAUUAAAGAAGAGGAUUUUACCACAUUGGCAAACAGCAUGGAUAGUUUGGGAAACAAUAGGGUUGGGUAUUAUAACGAAGUCAGAAAAAAGAACUCAUAAUGUUGAUAUGGAUAAUGGAGAUUUAUUACCGUCUGAAACGUUGGAAUUUCCUAUUUCAUCGCAAUUUACACAAGAUACACUCACUGCAUACGUUAGUGCCUUUGGGGAUCUUUAUAAUGUCAUUAAUCUUGAUUUUGGAAUCGACGAGAUAAAAAGAUUUUUGAAGGUUACUUAUGGAGUAUUGACUUAUUCGAAUAGUCCUUCGUAUAGACCAGAUUAUGAUUAUCUCACUCCUUUACAAGAAGCAGUAUUGAAUGUUGUAGGACAAAUUGACUUAAAUGUAUCAGGCGCUCCCGCGGUAGUUUUAAGUGAUUUUGCAGAUUAUAUUACUUUAGCUUUCACAAAGCAAUAUUGGAUUGAAGAAGCACCUGAAAUGGCAAAGAAUAAGAAAGAACAAAUAUCCACAAAAGGUUCUAAAGUAUCAGAUAAAGAAAGCGUAUCGUCUAAAAAAUCAUUCCCAACAGUUACCUAUAUUGUUUUUUCAAAGACUGCCAUGCGUGCAGUUAAUGAUUUAUUUAAAAAAUUUGUGAAAGAUCAAGGAAUUUACGCGGAAGGUGUCUUUAAGAAAAUAAUUUGGGCAUACGGUAUACCUAUGAAAAUGAAAUAUGACUGUCCACCAUCUGGAAAACACAUAAAUGACAUCGAACUUUGGAAAAUCGCAGCUAAUGCAUUUUUAGAUGUUGUAAAAGAAGGGUUAAUUGCAUUAGAAAGUUUUGAUAAAGAUAUUUCAGAUGAAUGUUUCGUAGAUAUAUGGAAACAACUAUCUAGUGUUCUUCAUGACGCGCUAAUAACUGUCGGAAAACCUCCACCUACUAUUAAUUUAGAACAACAAGACACAAAUGAGGCAUUCGACAUGAAGUUUCUUUUUAACCUUCAGACAGAAGUGAUAAUUCAUAUGGGUCGUCCUCGCGUACCACAAACUCUUAUACGUGAUAUUGUUGAAACACUCCGAGAGGGAUCACAAUUAUAUUCUACUGAUAUUGAAAGACAAGAAGCGGUUAACGGACAUCUAAAUAAAACUUCGACAACGUCAAAUAUUGAGAGAACAACACAUGCCAAACAAUUAGAAAAAGUUGAAGGAGUAACAGUAUUAAUAAGCCCAGUGGCACGAGAACGGUUUGCAUACGCUUGCCUGCAAUGUUUAUUCGAUCUAUGUUCUGCUGAAUAUGAAGAUGACUUUUCGGUACGGCAGCGGAUAGCAGAAGUUGCAGCUCCCAUUUUAUUAGAGCGAUGUGCAUCUGUAAUUCGGAAUUAUACAGCUGAUCAACCUCUGUCGGGCAAAUUUCCGUUUCCAAGGGUACGGAAUGAUGAAAUACUGUUAAUCUUACAACAAUUAAUCAAGUUGCGAUUUCGAAAAAAUAUUAUACGUUUUGAGGAAGAAGAAACAGCUAAUCCUAUAACGAAACAAAUUUUAUCUGGACCAAUUGCGCAUUUAUUUUAUCUAUAUCCGGUGAUAUGUGAUGCUAUUUCUUUACCAGAUGAAAAUAUUUUGACCUUGUUGAAAGAAUGCUUAAAAAAGGUUGGAGAAGAACUAGAAUUGAAUGCGAUUUUUGCAAUAUUCACGGCGGCUGAAGCUGGAAAUUUUUACUAUAAAGACACCCGCUUUUCAACUUCAGCUGAACAA
Messenger RNA from Cetraspora pellucida, 5514 nucleotides. The record is from the annotation of a GenBank genome assembly. NCBI's taxonomy places the organism in Eukaryota, Fungi, Glomeromycota, Glomeromycetes, Diversisporales, Gigasporaceae.